ACAUAAACAAACAUGGCGUCUUCUGUGGAUGUCCACGUCCGAAUUUGUGGACAAGAAAUUAUAAAAUAUGACCUAGAAAUUAAAGCUCUCGUCCAGGACAUUAGGGAUUGUCCUGGACCUCAGUCUUCUCUCACAGAGCUCAACUCUGAGGUCAAGGAGAAGUUCAACAAGCUCAGGCUCAGAAUACAGGAUCUGGAGCAGAUGGCCAGAGAGCAGGACAGAGAGACAGAGAGACAGGCCAUCCAGGCAGAGACAGAGAGUCAGAGAAGGCAGAUGAUGAGUAAUCAGACUGCGUGGAGGAAAGCUAACCUGGCAUGUAAACUGGCCAUGGACAACAUGGAGAAAGAUGAGCUGCUGCAUGGAGACAACCACAGCAUCAGACAAAGGAAGGCGACCAAAGAAAGCCUGGUGGAAACCAGUAGCGACAUCACAGAGAGUCUGAUGUCUAUCAGUAGAAUGAUGGCUGAACAGGUGAAGCAGAGUGAGGACACCAUCGGCACACUGGCCACUUCCUCCAGGACGGUUCAGGAGACAAACGAGGAGUUUAAAAGCAUGACAGGGACCAUCCACCUGGGGAGGAAACUGAUCCUCAAGUACAACCGGCGGGAGCUGACGGACAAGCUGCUCAUCUUCCUGGCUCUGGCACUUUUCUUCGCUACUGUCCUCUACAUCCUCAAGAAACGCCUCUUCCCCUUCAUUUAGCCGACUGGCUGCGUCAAAAGGAAGAAUGUUUUACAGGUAUCAUACUGAGCAGGGAAUUACCUGAAGAAGAGAGUUAAGAGCGGUGUAUGGUGUUAGUUAGAAGCAGCAUUGACACUGGACUGCUGCACGUAGAAGUAAUGCCACGUGAAAUAGUUUGACGUUGGUUAGCAGCCUUGUUUUUAUCCUGAAGAAAAAUGCAACGGUGGAUUUAUAAAAUGAGUAUGAAGGGUUUUUGUAGCGCUGUCUUAAAAAAAACAGUGUGUAAAAUUUAUUGGUGAAUUUGCAGCUGAAUAUCCCUCCCCUUGCUCUUUUCUUCCAAGUUUGUUGAAGGCAUUUAGCAUUAAAACUUAAAUGUUUAUUGUGGGCUAUUGUAAAAACAUGGUGGUCCAAAAUGGUCACCUCUGUGGAGCUAAACCAACUCCUGAUAUAAAUAUUAAAAGGCUCAUUCUGGGGUUAUGAAAAAAAUGUACACGUUCUGCCUUUAAUUGCAAGGAGAAUAGGGAGAAUAGACGUUUUUUAUAUUUGAUGCAAAUGGUCACAUUUGGAGGCGGAGCUUCUUCCCUGAGCUCCCUGAAAACAGUGACUAUGUUUACAUGAAACGCAGUAUUCCAGUUUUAAGCGGAUUUAGACAUUAGUCUGACUAAGACACUGUCUUGUACAGAAUUUUCAUAUUACCAUAGUCGGAAUGAGGUCACUCAAUGUGACCAAUCAAUCAAUCAAUCAAUUAAUCAAUAAUCGGAUUACAGCACAUGGAAUAUUUCGGCUCACAUGAAGUCACAUAAUGUUGACAUGUUUAUGUCUUGUCUAGUAAUGUAUAGAUGUGUAUAUGUCUAACAAUGAUAUCUUAAUCUGAUUAUGAUGUUCUGACGGAGGUUUCUCAGCAGUAGAUGUGAGUCAUAAGAUGAUCUGUGGAUGUGGCUGUAAUAAGGGCUGGAUAAUUGUUCAAUAACAAUAUACAAUAAAUUACAAUACAAAUUUCUUAA
Messenger RNA from Solea solea (common sole), 1685 nucleotides. RefSeq names its product BCL2 interacting protein 1b (gene bnip1b). Gene Ontology annotation, molecular function: SNAP receptor activity. The transcript has 6 exons. The record is from RefSeq and is a predicted model, not a curated record. NCBI's taxonomy places the organism in Eukaryota, Metazoa, Chordata, Actinopteri, Pleuronectiformes, Soleidae. The coding region runs from base 13 to 702 and encodes 229 amino acids. Gene Ontology annotation, biological process: retrograde vesicle-mediated transport, Golgi to endoplasmic reticulum. Gene Ontology annotation, cellular component: SNARE complex; endoplasmic reticulum.